AAGUAAAUUGCAAACUAAUAGGAUUCUAACCUUACCCAAUAAUAACAAGGUAAUAGAUCUUCAAAAUUAGUGUCAGUGAAGUGCAUAAAAUAUUUGUGAAAUUGUUGUAAAUGACAUACUGCAAAUUACCCUAUGUGCAUUAAAGUGAUUAGUGAAUGAGGACCUAAGAAGUAGGAUUUCACCUAUCUGAAGACAAGUAAGCCUAAAGAACCAAUUUCGAUACACCAUUCUACAAAAACCCAUAAAAAUGCAACCGAGUCGCUUUCACUUAAAAAUGUUCAAAAACGCAAUAUAAACAAACAAGAAAGACUUGAAGUCGCGAAAAUCCGAAUGAUCCCCAAUCAGGAUGGUGAUCGCGAGCGAAUCAGUCGAGACGAUGUCUGGCACGUGCAGCAAGCUAAGAAGGUCCCGCAGGUUGUCAUCGACCCGAGGUCUAAGGGUUCGAACAAGCGCAAACACUGAUCAAACGGAUCCACAGGAUCUCAAUCAGAAGCUCGGUCUGUGUCCCAUAGUUAGCCGGAACGCGGGCACGAAGGGUCGUCCGGCGAUCAAUUGGGAAUUGAACGAGAGGAUCAGUCUGAGUAGCGGUUCCAGCGCAGGUUUACAGGUCCGCCCCGACGCUAAAAAGGGCAUCGAGCUGAGCGGGAACCGCAAGACGGAGGCCGGAAAAAGAUCCGAUAAAACUAGCCUGGAGCUAAUGAACGUGUCCGGAUACCCGCAAGAGUGCGAGAAGAAGCGGAAGGACUCUUCGUGGUCCAUCGAGAUCGACUGCAUAGAGCGUCCUAGUGACGAGAACGUGAUCAAAAGCGACUCGAAGUACGAGAUCGGUAGUCCCAGCGAGGGAUCAGGAUCGAGGAAGUCCGGGAAACAGAGACGACAGCUGGCGACGUCCACGAAGACCAGGAAAUCGACGAAGAAGGAGGAGGACGACUGCAAAUGGGGCGGAAAGAAGGUGGACAAAACGAACGACUCGAUCUCGAAGCGGCUCGAGUUGAUCCACGAGCUGAAUCAGAAGAUCCUGGCCAACUACGAGCGCUUUCAGCAGAAGUCCAAGUCCAGGAAUCACUCGAAGGAGAGCAAGGUGUCGAAGGAUCAGCCUGCGAGAAGAUCAAUGUCGAACGACAAGGAGGAGCACGUGUACGCGGAGGCUAGACGCAAAGGAAAGAGCGAUGCCAAGGAUCAGACGUGUCAGGACUCGAGGCAACGCAAAGUAGACGUCAACAAGCUCGCCUCGGAGCCGACCUCGAAGGAAAGCGACUCGACGGACAAGAGACGAUCGAAGAGCACGUCGAAGUCGAGGACCGUUCGCGAUAACGAGAACUUCAUCAUGACGGCCAGACCCGGUUUCCUCUCGGACGAUAAAGAGAAGAGAGCGUCCUCGAGGACGGAAUACGGCACGAGGUCGAAGAGGUGCGUUUUUUACUCCAACGUGGAGGGCUCGAAGCACGUAGACAGGACAAUCGAGCAGGACGAUUGUCUGGGGAGCUCCAGAUUGUACCCCGAGAGCUACAGCGAUCGCUCGAACGAAUCGAGGACGAAGCCGGGGGUAAACCGUGACGCGGACGGAAUCGCGGAUCGAUCCGGAGUCGAUCAAGUGGCGCUGGAACACGAAAUUCUGGAGAACCUGGACGAGACUAUCGACAGAUUCGACGAGUCGGUCCCUAAAGCGGAGCCGCGAGAGAAGCUCGACGGUUCCGGCGAUUCCGUUCGAAGCGAGGACAACGAAUUGACCGGGUCAAAAGUGUCCAGGCUUCAGGAGACGUUCAAUUCCUCGUGGGACUCGGGAGUUGGCGUGGACGUUGGCACCGGAAGUGGCUGGGUCAGGAUACACACGGGAAUAGAGAGCAGCCUCGUCUAUCUUACUCUGGAUACCACCGCUAAAGACGUCUGCAGGGACAUGCUGCUAGGCGACGAGCUGUCUCUGUUUAUUCAGUACGGGGGCGAGUCUGGAAGAAGAUUGGCUUCCGAGGAGAAGCCGCUCGAGAUACAGGACCAAUUUCUCCAAAAGCUUGGAUACCAGGACGUAUCCAGACGAUCUCGACUUGGAGUCGAUCCUGAAUUACGACACCUCAUUGCUUUCCACGUUGGACCCGCAUCGCCGUUGCCCGACCUAACAGGCUACAGUCGUUGCGGCUACACUCUAGUAUUGAAAGGGUUGGUUUUUCCCCAAUGGAAGCGGAGAGUCUUGGCUGUCAUCGGAUCCAGGCUGUUCCUUUAUCCCGCGUGUCCAGAUUCUCGGCCAGAGUGGAUGGAGCUGGGAGGUGGCGGCGGUGCUGUGUGUUAUGCUCCGUCACGUCUUGGUAAACUCGUGCUGCGUAUCACUGGAUUUCCAAGGGUCACUCAACAGUGUCAUCAAAGUCAACAACAAGAGGACAGUCACCAUCGCGAGACACGACACUUGUAUCUUGGCUUUCACCACCCGUGGGACCGGGACUUGUGGAAAAGUUGGAUUAAACAGGCAAUACAGUUGUCAUCCUGUCCAAAACAAUUGGAUCUCAGCAAUGGCGGACUGUCAAGAAUCCCUGACAGUGCUGUAGCGUUUCCAGCGAUUGAAGAGCUGGUGUUGAGCCAAAAUCAACUUUCAAACACAAACAACAAUCUGAUACUGUUACACAGGUUCCCGAAACUUCGUGUACUCCAUUUUGAGAGCAACGAGUUGAUGAGAAUUCCACGGGAGUUACUGGAGCUUAGGGAGUUAACCUACCUCAAUCUCUCAGACAACAAAAUCGAGAAGAUUCCGGCUGACAUAAGCCAGCUUAUCAAUCUGAGAGAGCUGAUCUUGGAUCGUAAUGGAAUCAAAGAGUUGCCGCACGAGCUCGGCGAGCUGAAGAACUUGAGAAACAUUUCCUUGGCUGGAAAUUGCCUGAACAGUCUUCCAUCUUUCUUCAACAUGCGAACGCUUGCGUUAACGGAAGUGUUAUCGAAAAGUGAGCACAGCAAAACCUACAGAGAUGAGAAGAACAAUCAGAAUAAUUUGUAUAAAGUGAACCUAAGGAACAAUCAGUUGAAAGGGAACAUAAUUCUCGGAAAUUACGGAAAUUUAACGCAUCUAGACGUCAGUGAAAAUAGCAUUGAGAAAUUGGACAUCAGCGCUCUUCAAGAAUUGAGAAGCGUUCGUUGCGCGCGAAAUGUUUUAACAGAACUGACGGUCUGCGGAAGAAAUCUCGUUUCCUUGAUUGCCGGAAAUAACAAACUGAAGAAACUAACCAUCGAACCGGUGCCGGUGAAUCUCGAGCAUUUGGACGUGUCUUACAACAAUUUGGACGCCCUUCCAGAAUGGACACCAGACCUUCCAGUAUUGCGUGCACUUUUUGCAUCCCACAAUGCGUUAACAGCCCUUCCAGACAGACUGUUAACACAGCCAUCGAGACUGGAGGUCCUUCACUUACCCCACAAUAGGCUCCAAGCCCUUCCACCACCCCGGAAGCCAUUAAACAUCGUUCAUUUGACUCUACAAGACAAUGCACUGACUGCGUUACCGACGAGUUUCUUCGUCAACACCGAGAAAAUGAAGGUGCUGAAUCUCUCCAACAAUCGGUUAUCCGAGCUCCCUCCCUUGGGAGAAGGGAACAAAAAUCGGCACAGCAACCACAGCGUAGAAAAGUUGUACCUCACGGCGAAUUGUUUAACAGACACUGCCUUGGAUACUCUAGCAAAAUUGACUUCCCUGCGAGCUCUUCACAUAGCGUACAACACCCUGGACACCCUUCCUGAAAGUUGUAUAGCUUCGUGGAAGGAUCUAGAAGAAUUAGUGCUGUCAGGAAAUCGUCUUCAAUAUCUGCCAGACAAUGUAGCCAAUUUACGACAUUUACGGGUGUUGCGUGUCCAUUCCAAUCGACUUCUAACUUGCCCGACGUUUAAUAAAACAACGUCGUUGAAGGUAUUAGAUCUUGCCCAUAAUCAACUGGACAGGAUAAAUUUGGCUACGCUAGUACCACCACAGCUUCAGUUUCUCGAUAUAUCUUGCAAUUCGAGACUGCAUGUGGAUCCUAGACAAUUCCAGGUGUAUAGAUCACAACGACCGAUAUCCUUGGUCGAUGUGUCAGGACAAAAUAGACCGAGCUUACCCUCUCAUCCCCAUCAGCAAGAGAUUGUUUCCGCUGAGAAGGGUGCGGAACAACCGUGGAGACUCGGAUUCUCUGAAACAGCUGGGUCCAGGGAAAGAUUAUACGUCUCCCAAGUCCGAAUGCCAUCGUUCUGCAACGUGGAGGGUCUUUUCGGCAUAUUCGACGGAGGAUCGAACCAAGAAGCCCCGAACGCUCUCCAAGAGAUGAUACCCCGUCUCCUACUAGAAGAAAGAACCGUCCGUGAGACAUCAAAAGAAUAUUUGAAGUACACGUUGCUGUCGGCUCACAGAGAGCUUAAGGAAAAGGGUCAAAAAUACGGCAUCGACGCGACUUUGGUUCACAUCGUCAGAAUUCAAUCGCAACAAGGUCACCCGAGAUCGGCGACAAAAUAUUCUUUGAAAGUGGCUUCUUCUGGAGACGCGAAAGCUGUUCUCUGUCGAGCUGCUGGACCUUUGACCCUAGCACCUGCUAAGAAAUUUCCUGUAAGAAAUCAGUUGGGGAACGCUGCUAUGUUUCCGUUGGUGGUUCCUGAUCCUACGUUCGAGGAAGUGGAUUUGGAGGAUGACGACGAGUUCGUGAUAAUCGCGAAUCGAAGACUGUGGGAGGUUUUGAGUAUCCAGGAAGCCGUGCGAGAAGCUAGAGCCGAGGCGAGUCCGGUUUUGGCGGCCAAAAGACUUCAGGAUUUGGCGCAGGCUUAUGGGGCGGAGGAUAAUUUGAGCGUCGUGGUUGUUCGGUUAACGGGACCCAAUCAGGGAGAUCUGGAUCAACUUAUGAGAGAACUGAGACACGCGGUCGGUAAAAAUAGAGGUCAAACUGAAGGUGGUUGUCCUUGUCCUUGUUGUAUACCACCCGCUGCUCAUAAACCACCGGGACCUUGCUGUUGUCACGCGAACGAGGGCUAUUAUUUAAAUGGCGUGCUGAAGAGUAUAGUGAACAGAUCUAACAAGGCUCACAAUGGAUCCAGCAGAUAUUUCAAAAACCGAAGACCUGCACAGGAGAACGAAAGUCCACCAUACAAAGACGACAGAAGCUCGCCGAGUGGUCAAUCAGACCAGGCUAGCGAUAGCACAUUCAAAUCAAGACAUCCUUCCGGUAGAGUGUGGUCCGGAAGUGCCGCUUCUAGGGCUACGAACAAGGCUCGUCAAAGUGUUUUCGUGAACGAAAACGGCACCAGGAAGGUUUCGGCUUGUGUGACGGCGCAGGAGGACACGAUGUCGGAAAGAUCCGGUGCUCUUAGCGAGGAGCAAUUCCGCUGCUGGGAGUACAUGCUAGAACAAAACACUCAAUUGUUGUUCGACAAGGAAUUGGACACUCUAACAAGAACCCCUCUACGACGAGGACAGUCGAGAUCCACGCCUCAAUUAGGAAGCAAUUUGCCUUUUCUAUCGAAGAGAUUCGGAAGUGCCAGAUCUUUUAAUCCUUCCCUACCAAGGCCCCCCAUCGUACGAUUCGGUAGCGGAAGGAGAUUACUGAACGGAGGUCCAAAUGCGGCUUAUUUCGGUAGCUUGCAGAGGCUAAUGCCGUAUAAUCUCGAAUACGAUUUCGCUGUCAUUCAGGAAAGAAACGGAUUAGACUCUUUGGAACAGGACGCAACGAGGAUGCAACAAUACUGGGGGGUCGCCACUACUGAAUUGUGAAGGACAAAGGAGUUUUGCACAAUUCGCGUGUUGAAAUUGUGAUAGGGAAAUGAAAGGUGCGCGUUAUCAGUAUUAAAAAACGAUACGAAAUAUCUGAUUCAUUUUUCAAUAAAAAGAGAUUGAUAAGAGACGAUUCGUGAUUAAGAUGAAAGGAUUAUAUACUGAAGUUAUCGUUAGCGAUGCAUAUUCAAGUUCAUAUGUGUUUACCACGUUGCUUCUUCAUAACAACGAAAAGUACUUACCAUUGCACGUCAUUGUAGUAUUUACAUUCUACAAUGUACAUACGUCAAAAGUAUUUACAUUGCCAAAUACUAUAAACUGUACCAUAAUAUGGCUAUGUAAUUCAAACAAUUCGAUUAGUGUGCUCUUGCAAAAGUUAUGGAUGUAAAUAUAUGCUAAUUUUAAAAAGGGUACUAAUACGUCAAAAUAAUAUGGCUAUGUAAUUCAAACAAUUUGAUUAGCGUGCUCUUGCAAAAGUUAUGGAUGUAAAUAUAUGCUAAUUUUAAAAAGAGUACUAAUACGUCAAAAUUAUUGUAUAUAAGUAAAGUUUGAAACAACUGAUGAGAAUAAAAUUAUCAUGAUGAUAAACUAUAAAACACUUGUGACGAGAUAAAUGGUUCUAUUCAGUUAACAAACAACGCGAUCUCACAAUACUCGUACUUAUACACGAUUACGUAUUUCUAAGAAAUUUAAGAUAUCACUUCAAAACAAUUUCAAAGCGAAUUGUCCCGUGUCGAAUGCGUCAUCUCUUCAUUUGCAUCCUAAAUGCGAGCAUUCAAUGAUGACACAUGUUUAGAUAUUGACGGAAAAGAUGCAUGAUGUCUUAACAUCUUGUGAAUAGAAAUGAUUCUCUUUAUAUAUUUUUGUACCGAAAUGUAGCGACUGUUGUACCUGAAGCUACCAAAUAAAUAAUCGAAGGAGAA
Megachile rotundata (alfalfa leafcutting bee) is the source of this 6627-nucleotide messenger RNA. RefSeq names its product PH domain leucine-rich repeat protein phosphatase (gene Phlpp). Gene Ontology annotation, molecular function: protein binding. The record is from RefSeq and is a predicted model, not a curated record. NCBI's taxonomy places the organism in Eukaryota, Metazoa, Arthropoda, Insecta, Hymenoptera, Megachilidae. Gene Ontology annotation, cellular component: cytoplasm.